This is a messenger RNA of Botrytis byssoidea, 2463 nucleotides long. RefSeq lists its product as uncharacterized. Lineage: Eukaryota; Fungi; Ascomycota; Leotiomycetes; Helotiales; Sclerotiniaceae. The record is from RefSeq and is a predicted model, not a curated record. The coding region runs from base 1 to 2463 and encodes 820 amino acids. Gene Ontology annotation, molecular function: RNA polymerase II transcription regulatory region sequence-specific DNA binding. The transcript has 3 exons. Gene Ontology annotation, biological process: transcription elongation by RNA polymerase I; DNA-templated transcription; regulation of mRNA 3'-end processing. Gene Ontology annotation, cellular component: nucleus.
AUGGCUGACGUUAGGAAGUCGUCGCGAGCGACAAAAGGACAACACCCGAAAGCUCAUGAGCUUGAUCAACCUAUCGAAACAAAAAAGAAAGGAAAGAAAGGUGGAAAAAAGACAGCUAUUCAAGAAGAGGAGGUUGAGGUUAUACGGUGUGUCUGUGGAGUUACUUCGACUACGGAUGAUGAUGAAGCUGCUUGGAUCGCUUGCGACAUUUGCGCCGUAUGGCAACAUAAUGUUUGCGUAGGUGUAAGUCCAUAUGAGGAAGACACACCAGACAAAUACACUUGCGAACAAUGUGCGCCAGAAGCCCACAAGGAACUCCUGGAUGGAAUUGCUAGAGGUGAACAGCCUUGGAUCGCAAGGCAAGAGAAGCACGAAGAGGAAAAGGCAGAGCAAGAGAGACAAGAUGCUGAGGAGGCGGCAAGGAAGAAGGGCAAGAAAGGCAAGAAGAGAACAAGCGACCAAAAGCGCGAUGUAACUCCUGCGAAUGGAAAGAUACAGUCCCCCUCAGUUCCAGCCAAGAAGGAAACACAGAAGGAUUCGCCUGCAAAGGCAUCCAGUCAAAAGCGCAAGACAAGAGAUGAAUCCCAAGAUAAAGAAGCCAUCAAAGAAUCUUCGACUAAAGUCCGCAAGACUCUGUCUCGUCCUACACCGAGAGCUUCUCCGCCAUCAGACUUGCCUAGCAAAAUCUCUGAACUCGAAGCAGAGCAACAAGGCCAGGUUACUUUGAUUAAGAAGGGUUUACUUCAAGCCAUUCCACAUGCUAUUGAGGAGCGUUAUUAUACCUUACGAGCCGACGACACCAUUGACGCAAAGGCCGAACGACUUGCCAUUCAAAUCGAAGCAGCUGUUCGUAGUACACACCCUAACAAGUCAGCCUCCAUCAAACAGAUCCGCUCGAUAUUUCUCAAUUUAAAACAAAAUCAAGAAUUAUGUAAUGGUUUGUUGUCGCAAUCAUUAUCACCUCAGGCCUUGGCGGUUAUGACAACAGAUGAUAUGGCAAGUAAGGAGUUGAAACGUGAAACAGCACUCAUGAAAGCAAGAGCCGAUAAACAAUCUAUUAUGAUCACAGAUGAUGGUCCACGGAUUCGAAGAACUCACAAAGGUGAGGAAAUAAUCGAAGACGAUACCAAUCCUAAUGAAUAUCCUGAUAUUCCAAUGUCUGCAGCACGUCGAAGGGAAAUGUUGGAUCCGAAUGCUGGUAUGGGUGAUAGAUCUAGGUCUCACUCGCCCGAAAACGAGGUUGAAGUACCAGAAAUUCCUGAAGACUAUCCAUCACAUGACAAAGUCCGCACUUUGUCAACUCCCAAAACACCUUUGAAUAUCGAUACAAAGCAACCGGCUCUGAGAAAGGGCUCAACGCAAAGUUCCGCAACAGGAACUUUUGACAUUGGCAAAGUCUUUUCGAGUGUUCAAUCGCCUCAUCCUUCCACCAACAAACAACGUGAUGCCGAUCAUUAUAGAAGGGCAUCGAACGCACCGCCUUUGAAUGGACCUGGAGAUGAUCCUGAUGUUGACAAAAUGCUUCAAGAUGAUGAUGAAUCCCCGCCAUACUCUCCAGUUGAAGACCCCUCAGAUCCAGACAUUGUUUGGAAAGGUACAAUGAGCAUGGAUUCGGUAGCAAAAUUUUCAGCAUAUGCUAAACAAGUUGCUGGUCCAGAUUUGAGUCGCAAUCGUAUGCAAACUCCAUGGUCUGAACUGCUUCAUAAAGAUUUAAAGGUUCAUGGUAGAAUUGAUGCAGACAAAGCCAAUGAAUAUUUAUGUGGUCUUCGAUAUAGUCCGCCAUCUGAUGUAAUUGUCAUCAACAUAACACCAACUUCUGGAUCAUCGGAUUUUCUUGACUUGUAUAAUUACUUUCAUGACAAGAAACGUUAUGGAGUACUUACUAACAAAGGUCCGGGAAAUGUACGAGAUACAUAUUUAGUUCCAGUCCCUCCUGGACCUGGCAAUAUCCCAGACUUUGUCGUCAAUCUUGCAGAACACAAUCUACCAGAAGAUAGACCAGAGCCUUCAAUAUUAGUAACUUUGGUUGUACGUAAUGGAUGGGAACAACCUUCACGGAUCCAAUCAUUCGAUGGUGCAACCGAUCCCCACAGCCCUCUUACUGCGGGUGGUAUUGCUCAACGCCAAUUGUCAAUCAGUCAUUCGGGUCCAGGUAUGUCUCCUAGUCCUGUUACUCCUCAGGGUUCUUUCCAGCCAUCUUUUGUUGGAAAACCUGAGGAAAGACGUCAACAACAGAACUUAGAAGAGCAAAGACGAAUUGCUCAAGCGGAAGGUGAAGCUGUUGCGUUGAGAAUACUGGGUGAUUACGCAAGGGCUCCGACAGUUGGUUUCUUAAUGCCACAGGCUUAUCAAAUGAGGGAUCUGGAAUGGCAGGCUAUUAGAAGUAUUUUGGAAAGAGACGAGAAGGCGCAAAAUGAUUUAAAACAUCUAAGUGAGGUUCUGGCGAGGACGGGUCCGGCGUAA